UAAAAAAUACAGAAAACAGAACUUUCCAAUUGUGAUAUGAAUCAAAAACUUAAUUUUAAUUUUAAUAUUUUUCGUAUAUACUAUUUUCUUCUUUUGUUCGCAUCUCUAAAUUGGCAAAUCAUCUAUGAACUGGCAAAUUCUCUCGCUGCCGCGAUUACAGUGUUUUGGCUUGGUGUUGUUCUUGGCGAAUCGGCGAUUGUUUGGGCGCUAGGGUUCCUAGGCUGAUAGAUCUGAUUCGGGGGUUCGUUGUUGGAGGCUAAAUUUGCAGCGGAAUUCAAGAUGUUUUGGCGUAUGGCAGGAUUGUCCACUGCGUCACCGGUGGAGACGAUUUUAGAUAAGGACAAUUUUACAUUGGACGAGCUUUUGGAUGAGGAUGAAAUAAUUCAAGAAUGCAAAGCUCUUAAUGGACGCCUUAUCAAUUUUUUACGAGAAAAGCCUCAGGUUGAACAACUUAUCCGAUAUAUUGUGGAAGAAGCUCCUGAGGAUGCUGAAAAGAGGCGAACUUUCAAGUUUCCUUUUAUUGCUUGUGAGAUAUUUACUUGUGAAGUUGAUGUCAUACUCAAAGCCUUGGUAGAGGAUGAGGAGUUGAUGGAUAUGCUAUUUUCCUUUUUGCAACCAAAAAACUCCCAUAGUACACUGCUGGCUGGGUACUUCAGCAAGGUGGUUGUAUGCCUAUUGUUGCGGAAGACAGUUCUUUUUAUGAAUUAUAUUAAAGCACAUCAGGAAAUUCUUACGCAACUAGUUGGCCUGAUUGGUAUAACAUCCAUUAUGGAGGUCCUAAUACGGUUGAUUGGUGCUGAUGAACAUAUUUAUACAAAUCAUAUGGAAGCAAUGCAGUGGAUAGAGGAUACGGAUCUGCUGGAUAUGAUUGUGGACAAAUUUAGCUCUUCGGAUUGCCCCGAGGUUCAUUCUAAUGCGGCUGAAAUACUCUGUGCUAUAACACGAUUUGCUCCCCCUGGUCUUGGUGCUAAGAUCUCCAGCCCAAGCUUUAUUGGAAGAUUAUUUCGUCAUGCUUUGGAAGACUCACGCCCAAAGUCUGUUCUGGUUAACUCAUUGUCUGUAUGCAUAUCUCUGUUAGACCCUAAAAGGCACUCGUUGGGUGCAUUUCAUGCACACAACCGCCAGUUUGCUCAUGGAUCCACAAUAACUGCUAGCCCUGAGACAGUUGAAGGCAUGCUGGAGGGCGUAGACGGUUUAUUAAAGCUUUUCGAUGUUUCAUCUGCAAAUUAUGUCCUGCUAACUACAUAUGGCAAAUUGCAGCCACCUCUUGGAAAGCAUCGUUUAAAGAUUGUAGAAUUUAUUUCCGUACUACUGACAGUGAGUAGCGAAGCUGCAGAGAAUGUAUUGAUUCGUCUUGGAGCAGUACGGAGGAUUUUGGACUUAUUCUUUGAGUACCCAUACAAUAAUUUUAUGCAUCAUCAUGUAGAGAAUAUAAUUUCAACAUGUUUGGAGAGCAAGAAUGCUUCACUUAUUGAACAUCUUCUUCAAGAGUGUAAUCUUAUUGGAAAAAUACUUGAAGCAGAGAAGAAUUUCACAUUAGUGGCUCAUCCGAGUAAGCCCACGGUUCCUGCUGAGGGUAGGUCGCCACCCAGGAUAGGGAAUAUUGGACACUUGACACAUAUAUCUAACAAACUUGCUCAGGUUGGGAGUAACAAUUCUGAAAUUCAAGCCUAUCUGCAGGAAAGUAGUGAAUGGAAUGAUUGGCAGACAAAUGUCUUAUCUAAGCGUAAUGCAGUAGAAAAUGUCUACCAGUGGGCCUGCGGGAGGCCAACAGGAUUACAAGACAGGACUCGAGAUAGUGACGAGGAUGAUUACCGAGAUAGAGACUAUGAUGUUGCAGCUUUAGCAAAUAACUUAAGCCAGGCUUUCCGAUAUGGUAUCUACAAUAAUGAUGAUACUGACGAGGCCCAUGGUUCACUUGAACGAGACGAUGAGGAUGUUUACUUUGAUGAUGAAUCUGCUGAAGUAGUUAUAUCUUCUUUGCGUUUGGGGGAUGACCAGGAAAGUGGCUCUCUUUUUACAAAUUCCAAUUGGUUUGCUUUUGAGGAUGACAGAAUUGCUAAUGAGCGUUCAUCUGGUGCACUUGUGUCAUCGUCACCUAAUACUGAGGCUGCUGGUGUUAUUAAUGGUGUUGGCAAUGAGGAGGUUACUGUUGGUGAGGAUGAGGAGUUAGAUGAUGCGGCAACAUCCUCUUUGGUUGAUGAAGCAAAAGUAGAAGAUUUGGAGGAAGUAGGACCCGGUGGGGCUGAUAAACCAUCUGUUUGGGUUGAAUGGAGAGAGACUCCAGACUCCAGCGGUUCAAUUAAUGUAGAUGAAAAUCAUCCCAGCCGAAAUGGUGAGCUGCAAGUGGAAUCAGAAGAUCAGCGUGUUGAUCAGCAUCCAGACGCUACUGAAUCAUGUCCAUCAUCCUCUGAUGCAUUAGUAAAUGAAAAUAAUGCUGGCGAUGGAGUGGUACCCCAGUUAGCAGAGGACAGCCCUCCUCCGAGAUCUUCUAAGGCUUCAGAAACAAGUGAUGGAAUUAAUGAUUCGAACUCCAUUCCCUUAGCAGAUGUGAAGAUAGCAGGAGGCACUAACGAUGCUCCCGAGCAAAAGGAUCAGAGAGAUGCAACAAAAGCGGAGCAGUGAAUUUACAUUGGGAGAACCUGGCUAACUCGUUACCAGAUUAUUGAUCAGGUGGAAAGAUGAUUACCGGCACUUGCAUUUGAUUGACUACUGGUCAUACAGAUGGUUACCCUUAGUUGGUGGUACGUCUAGAGCCUAAUGUACAUCAUAUAAACCGGGGGAUCUGAUAAAAUGGUGGUUUGUUGUUUAGUAGGGUUGAUCAUUCUUUCCAACACCUUUCAAGAAGCCUGUUCUCUCUCUCUCUCUCUCUCUCUCUCUCUCUCUCUCUCUAAGUUGAGGAAGUGGGAGAAGGGUUCUAAUUUAUUAUUGCGAGCCAAACGGUUGAAAUUAUUUAAUCUGCAGUCGAGCUAGGCUAUUGUUUUCCAAAAUUGACAUGAAUAUUUUGCACAAGAACUUUGUAUAUUACAGUUGCUUUGUUCCUAUCCUCCAAUGUGAACCUUUUGGUUACAAAAUUUUUAUCAUGGGAUUUCUUUA
This is a messenger RNA of Tripterygium wilfordii, 3096 nucleotides long. Its product is annotated as serine/threonine-protein phosphatase 6 regulatory subunit 3-like. The transcript is spliced from 20 exons. Bases 280 to 2625 code for a protein of 781 amino acids. The record is from RefSeq and is a predicted model, not a curated record. Gene Ontology annotation, molecular function: protein phosphatase regulator activity; protein phosphatase binding. NCBI's taxonomy places the organism in Eukaryota, Viridiplantae, Streptophyta, Magnoliopsida, Celastrales, Celastraceae.